UGUGAGCUUUUCAUUCUGUGUCAGAAAAGCGUUGAAGGAGGUCUAGUGGUGUAGUCAGAUCACGUAGAAAUGGCGUUGUGAAGUGCAUUUUUUUUAUUGAGCCCUGAUUAGAUUGUUGGGACUGACAAAAUUGUGCUAUUGCAUUCUUCUUGUAUUCGCAAAAAUGAAAGAUUCCAACAACCUGACAUUGCUUUCGUCUUCCAGCAGUGGUUCCGUUAGCAAAAAGGAACGGCGUGUGGAACGGAAAAAGCGAAAAAUCCUCGCCUUGGCCGAGGUAAUGCAGUUGAAUGAACAAGACAGGGCUGGUUGCGCUCAACGUGAAUUGACAGCUGUUAGAGAUGUAGGCAGUUUCGCUUCAGAAGCGAUAGCGGAUGGUUCUCACGAUAAGCAAGAGUCGCCGGAUCAGAAAAAGGCCAAAUUGGCAGACGCGGAUUACCGGACUUUGAAGGCGGAAGUGAAUCAGAAACGCGACAGGAUGCGGAACAUUCCAAAACUGCGCCUGAAGGAUGUGGGCGAAGAAGCUCUGAUGAAAACAAAACCGGAAGAACGAGUCCCUUUGCUGUUGGAUGAUAUUCAGGCGCUGUUGAUGUAUACUUUGCUGCGGACUGAUUCUCCUUCGAAUCCCAACCGGUGGGCAGCGAUGGAAAAAUCUGCUAAAUUGACCCACACAACCGUACUGUUAAUUGAGGGUCUCACAUCGGAUGAUUUCACCGAGUUCGAGGCCGAUUUCAAAGAGUGUAAAAAGAUAUUCCACAACAUUCUGCAGGUAGUGACACCUAGCGAUCGGCUUGUCGAGGAAUUAGCGUGCGUCCCGUUAAGUGACUCACACAAAGACAUCUUGUUGGCCGAGUACGGAUCCCUGGAGGCCGCCAUGUUGGCCUGCAAGGACAAUCUUCUCAUAAAGAAAAGCAUUUUCAACAACAUCGGAUUGGAAUCGGAAGACGGCGAAGACGAGUACGAUGACGCGGAACUGCUACCGGGGGACAAAUUUCCACGCACACAAUUGCUGCUGUCGCCGAUCCAAAUGAUCAACGAAGAUUAUCCACUGCCGCUGACGGGUAGUCUUAAACAUCGCUACGCGGGAUAUGUGACGACCAACGAUCACUAUGCACCUGUGUCGCCCAGAUCCCCUAUGUUUGGCCUGGACUGCGAAAUGUGCAAAACCAGUAUCGGCGCCUCGGAGCUGACCCGAGUAUCCAUCAUCGACGAACAAGGCAACGAGUUCUACGAAUCGUUGGUCCGACCAGAUAACAAGAUCGUUGACUAUUUGACACAGUUUUCCGGUAUCACUCCGGAAAUGAUGAGAAACGUUUCGAAAACGUUGAAGGAUGUCCAGAGAGAUCUGAGGAAUAAGCUUCCUCCGGAUGCGAUCCUUGUGGGUCAGUCUCUUAACUUCGACUUGAACGCACUGAAGAUGAUGCACCCCUAUGUGAUAGACACCAGCAUAUUAUUCAAUGUGACGGGUACACCGGGCACAAAAAGCAAACUAAAGAUAUUGACUCAGAAAUUUUUAAAACGUAACAUUCAGUGUUCCACAGGGGGUCACAACUCAAUCGAAGAUUGCACGGCGUCUUUGGAAUUGGUGAAGCUGAAAUUGACCAAAAACAUCUAUUACGGUGAUCAGUGGUUGCAAGAUCGACGUAACUAUUACAAAAGGGUGAGCAGCAAGGUGGGGAUCGCUACGCCGGAGGAACUUCAACGGCUAGAUGAGAAUUCUACCACGACUGAAAUCACGGGCACCCUGUUUGGUCACGCCCGAAAGAAGAACAAGAAAUCGGCCAUCGUCACGAAUGGAGAUAACUUGGACCAAUUUGGUGGAUACUUCGGGGAAGCUAUUCAGUCCAAUACGGAUGUUAAAAGGUUGCUCAGCUUUCAGAAGUUGGACAGCGAUCAGGCCGUGAUAGAGCACACGAUGGAAAAAUGCCUGAACUAUGACUUCAAUCUGAGUUGCGUCCAAUUGAGUCGGGAGGACUUAGCCACUGUGGAUGCGAAACGGGCUAAGAUAGAACAGGUCGACAAUUGGAUCCGGAAGCUGUUCACGUCAAUUUCGGUUAACGGACUGCUGGUAGUACUGUUGGCCGGAGGGGAAGUGAAUGAACGCAGCCGAAUGGCAGUCGCGAUGGUCCAAACCAGGAAGGGGUAGAGAAAAAUCGUGGAAGAACGUGUCCGUUAUUAAUUCUGUUUUGAUUAAGUUUGUUUCGUUAUCCGGAAUAAAUAUGAGCUAUAUUCUA
Molecule: messenger RNA, 2231 nt
Organism: Armigeres subalbatus
Lineage: Eukaryota; Metazoa; Arthropoda; Insecta; Diptera; Culicidae
Gene: Rexo5
Exons: 4
Coding region: 164-2143 (659 amino acids)
Cellular component (GO): nucleus
Molecular function (GO): nucleic acid binding; exonuclease activity
Source: RefSeq, a predicted model, not a curated record